Molecule: messenger RNA, 15908 nt
Organism: Xyrichtys novacula (pearly razorfish)
Lineage: Eukaryota; Metazoa; Chordata; Actinopteri; Labriformes; Labridae
Source: the annotation of a GenBank genome assembly
ACACUCCCUUCCUGGCAUCACUCACCUGCAGACCUCGACUCUUUCCGCAGCUUCACAAACUUUUCAGGACUCACCAGACCCUCCAGACCGUCCUCUUCAAGCUUCAAGACCCAGCACCAUGGCAGGCAUCGCGGCCGCCGUGCAGCACAACCGGGACAAGGCGCAGGGCAUCGGUACCAACAGCCGGGCGGUGAAGUACCUGAACCAGGACUACGAGAGUCUGAGGCAGCGCUGCUUUGAGUCCGGCCGUCUCUUCCAGGACGAUACCUUUCCGGCCUCGGGGUCCUCCCUCGGCUUCAAUGAGCUGGGUCCCCGCUCCUACAAGGUCCGGGGGGUCACCUGGCAGAGACCCACGGUGAGUGUCCCUUUGAUACCUGGGGGUGAGGGUACAUGUACAGAGACUGUUGUUUAAAACUUUUAAAAACUUUUGAUCCACCAGGUGACUUUUCCCCCCCUGUAAAUAAACGUUUUUUUCUGCAGACCCUGAAUGCACCUUCAGUUUUAAUUUACUCUGAAAGUCAAGCUCCCUGAUUGGCUGAAACCUGAUUGAGAUGCAGCUCAAACUCUAAUAAUUUAGCUGUGGUGUUUUGAGGAGUGUUUCAGUAGAAGGGACCAUGGUCCAGAUUUGGAAAAUAUUGCCACGAAUACAGAUAAAGAGUGAAAGGUGACGAUGACCUGUUUUUGUUUGUUUUUAGUAAUGAUAUCAGCAGCAGCACAGCAACAACAAAAUAACAUCAAUAUAGAAACACAAUGUCAUUAAAAAAACACACACAAAGAAGGGAGGAGCACAGAUCUGACUGAGUAUCUCUAACAUGACCUGCUAUUGUUUUAAUAGUUUUAACUGUGUACACAACUGAACUAUGAAUAAUGAAUUAUGACAUACCAAAGGGUGUUUUCAGACUAGCCCUCUCUUAGUCCUUAGCUUUAUUUGAAUAAUCUUCACUGGCUUCCAGGCCAUGGUGGAUUUUAGGAAAUCAUUUCCUGGGACUGUUAGUUUCCUGUUAGUUUUGGUGUAAAUGCAGCUGGAUAUUUAGUUUUUCAGAAUCAGAAUCAGAAAUACUUUAAAGAUUCCCAGGGGGAAAUUGCUUUUUGUCACAGUACUUCAGUGCAAAUACAGUAAAAAGAUGAGAUAAAUAAUAGGUAAAAUAAGUAAAAACAGAGAGAUAAAUAGAUUAAAAAAGUAAAAUAAGUAAAAGUAAAGAGUUAAUAUAUAAGUAUGUACACUAUAUACAACACAAAAUAGUAACAUAGUAUGCAUAUAUGCAUGUACACAGUGCGCAGAGUCCAGGUAAAGACUACUGACUGAGGGUGUCAGAGUCUCUGAGGGAGACUUGUAUUAAUUUGAGACUGUUAAAAUGAGUGUUUUUCCCAUGAGGUUUGGUUUGUUUGAUGUUCAGCCAGUCUCGCUCCCUGCACAUCAGAAACAUGUCACUCUUCAGGCUGAUGGAGCUGCAGAUAAGAGGGAUCAGUUCAGCCUGAUUUCACCAUCAGGUGAUCAGGUGUGUGUUAGGAUCUGAUCAGCUGAUCACAGACACUUGGACAGGGACCUGCAGCGAUCAGACCAUGGACAUGGACAACUUGUCUAGCGUGUCUCUGUGAAUGUUUCCUCACUCACUGUAUUUGCUAACACCUCACCCAGCUGUAACUCACAAUGGAGGCUGUGGUGAAGUGGGUCACUCCCCCUCUCAGGUGUGUUUGAGCUGGGUGGAGCUGCUCCAUUAAUACCUGCAGUCCAUCACCCAGAGAGCCUGAACAGGUGGAGCUCAGGGGUCUGACACUUUAGAGUUCAAUUCAUGCAUUUAUGAAACAUUUAUCAGGAUAUUUAAGAUUCAAAUUCAUUUAAGAUUUAUUCAAACCGGGACACAUUUACACCACAGAGGUGACGGGGACUCGGACAGAUCAGACUGUGAAAUUCAGUGAUCGUAUAGUCUGUACAGCCUGUAGAGUUCACUACUAAUAAAGUGAAAACUAUAAAACUGAGAUCUGUUUCUAGGAUCAGCUCACAGACUGUCGAAAACGUCUCUGAAAAUGUAAAAAAAAACUGUGACAUGUUUUUGUGUGUCUUGUGCAGGAGCUGACCGAUAACCCUGAGUUCAUUGUCUCUGGAGCCUCGAGGACAGACAUCUGUCAGGGUGCUCUGGGUGAGUAUGGACACACUGUCAGCCUCUUCAGUUACAUGUUCCUAUUUUGUCUUUUUUAGUGAGGUUUAAAAAAACAUCUAUCAUCAUGGUAACCUGCUGAGUUCAGUCUGAGUGUCCCAGAGCUGUUGCUGCUCACUCCCUAUGCAGACGCUGUUCAGAUUUAUUUUACUGACCUGAACCUUGGCAGUUCAUCAGCUCCAAACGUCAUGCACCCAUAAUGGAAAAAAUCUGAUGUUCACAAACUUUUCAGACCAGGAUCCUUACAAUGAUCCUGCCAGAGACCUAAGAGUUGGACAAACUUAAGUCAGUCAAUCAAUCAAGGAGUUUUUUUGGGGGAAAAAAACACUUAAUGGCUCCUCUCCCAACCCCCACUUUUGGAACCAUUAGUAUAAAUGACACUCCUUGCAACAGUCUGCAUUAAUAUUUCAACUGUCAUCCUUGUCUCUUGAAAACCUGUCCAACAGCCGAACUCUAAAAUGUCUGUGUUCAGCUUUGUGCAAAGACAUGAGGCAGGUCAACCAGAAAGUAAAAAUAUGUCACAAUUCAGAGAAUUUUCUCUGCGGCAGCUUCCUGGUUUCUUCACCUCCACUCAGAGUGAAUCACAGAAGUUUAACAGCAGGUUUGACACUUCUUUAUAAAUCUAAUAUAUUUGAUCUGUUUCUGCACAUCUCUGGAUCUACCAGAGUGUCAUUAUUAACUGUCCAUUAUGAAAGAGUUAAAAAGCUUUAAAUUCAGCUCAUGUUUAACAUGAUAAAAGGUAAACGCCAGCGCUGGACAUCAGAAUGACUCCUGUUGGUACUAAAAUGAUUGGAGCUUUAAAACAUGAGCUACAGUCAGUGAAGAUAAAACUUAUUUCCUGCUUUAUAUUAACUUUUUAUUUAGACAAUCUUUAAGAAACUCAGUACUGCUUAUGAUCGAGAGUAAAGCAGCAGAAGUUUGCAGGAAAAACUUUAGCAGUACUUAAAAACAAUACUAUGUUAUGAUGUUUAAUUGUAUGGACACAAUGUCCUGCAGCAAAUUACUCCAACUGGAGAUCAGUUUGUUGUUCACACCCAUUAGUACAGUGUCUGUAUGAGACACAUUGAGUAAUCUUUUAUUUAUAAAGCAGGGUUAAAAACCUGAGCCCUCAGUGCAGAGCCUAGUAACACCAUCUGAAGUGUAAAGUCAGAGUUUAUUAUGUCUGCAGCUCGUCAGACCAGAUCAACCUGUUUCUGUCUUCAUUGAGUGCCGCUAACCGGAUUCAAAUAACUUUAUUACUCAUUUACAUAUACAGAGAACAAAGCGACAAAAGAAAGAGAGAACCAGACUAUCACUUACAGGCUUUAAUCCAGGCCGUAAAACCAGAGAGAGGGUUUGAUGGACAGCAGCCUGCAGCUCUGAGCUCUGUCCUCCAUUAUCAAGGUCCAGGCAUUUUGUUGAAAUCUUUUGAAGACCAGAAAAUUUGUGACAUGGGUGACAAGUCAGGACUGGAGGCAGGCCAGUUUAUUAGCUGGACUCUUUUACUACAGAGCCAUGAUGUUGUAAUCCCUGCAGAAUGUGGUUUGUCAAAGUGUUGCUGAAAUAUGAAGGUUUCCCUAAAAAAGCCUUUGUCUGAAUGACAACAUAUGUUGCUCCUAAAUCUGUAUAUAUUGUUCAGCAUUAAUGGAGCCUUCACAGACGCAGCAGCUACUCGUGAUGUGGACACUGAUGAUCCCUAUACUAUCAGGGAUGCUGGCUUUGGACUGGGAGCUGAGAACAAGCCAGAUGGUCCGUCACCUCUUUAGAAAGGAGGCUGCAGCGUCCAUGAUUUCCAAAAAAAAAAUACAUUUUUUGCCGCCGCAGUAUUUCGGUUGAAUAAAGACUGAGCUUCAGUCCUUAUCAGAGCCCUUCCUCUGAAGUCAGCUCAAUGUGACUCCAAACUGAUCUGCUGCUCUGAUGCAAAAAAAAAAAAAAUCAAAAGAAACUUAUUUGUGAGUCAAAUCAGGAUCAGUCUGCAGAGCAAACUCUCUUCAUGUCAACACAGAAGAUCAGCAGUUCAGGUCAGGGGCUGGAGGAGCUCUAAUGGCUGUCAGAUAUAAUAGGAUUAUAAUUGGUAGUUCAGUGCAGUUAGCAGUGUUAGCUUCAAAUGCUAACACCUCACUCUGUGACUGAGAGAGAGUCAGUAACACAGAAGCGUCUUCACUGACUGUGAAACACCUCACACACACCUGAGCUGGAAAAUUCCAGAGUUGGUGUGUGUGUGUGUGUGUGUGUGUGUGUGUGUGUGUGUGUGUGUGUGUGUGUGUGUGUGUGUGUGUGUGUGUGUGUGUGUGUGUGUGUGUGUGUGUGUGUGUUUGAUAGUAGAGGUGAGUUCGACACUGCUCUGUGUGUACAUAUGUCUGUGUGUGUGUGUGAAGUUACAAUCAGGUGUGACUCUUUGGCGUGUGUUGUCUUGUCAACAGUAACCGUAAACACGCUGACAGGCGGGUGGGUGGUGGCUCGCUUCAAUGUCAUCAGGAGAUCAGGAGGGAACCGCAGAGUGUUUAUGGUUCAGUAGGAGACAAGUUCUAUAGUAACCAGGGGAAACACCUCGAAUACAGCCAAUCAGAGCGCAGAGCAGCAGGUUUGAGAUCAGCUGGUUGUUAAAGAAGCUGCAGCUGUUUGAUCUCUGCUAGUCACAUCUACAUCGCCUGUACCCCACUUGUAUAUGACCUGUCCAUCAUGUGUGCUCAACCUUAACCUCACCUGUACAUCACUGGUACAUCAGCUCCUAAAAGUACAUGUUCGCGACCUAUUGUAACCUGUACGUUACCUUUACAUCACCUGUCCAUCACCUAUAAAUAUUCUGUAGAUUGCUCAUGCAUCACCUAUUUUUUCACUUGUGCAUCAUCAGUACAUCAUGUGUUCUUGGGUUUAUUAUUCUUGGAUGAUGUUAAAUGGUGUGAUGACAGCUUCCUUGAUCUCAAUGUCCAAAAAACCUAAGGAAAUAAUAACUGACUUCAGACGAACUGACCGGGGGCCUUCACUUGAGGCUAGCAUCAACCAUGGUGAAGAUGUACAGAUUGUUGACUCUUACAAGUAUCUUGGAACUAUAUUUGACUCUAGCCUUAAGUUCGUUCAGAACACAGAAGCAGUAGUUAAAAAGGUCAAAAAAGGAUUCACUUGUUGUGGAAACUGAGAUCUUUUAGUGUUUCUGAGGGCAUCCUGUCUUGUUUUUUUAUCAUUCUUUUAUUGAAAGUCUUUUAACAUUCUCUUUUAUCUGCUGGUUUCACGGAUUAUCGGUAAAGGACAGGAACAGCCUGAACUAGAUUGUAAACGUCUGCUCCAAAAUCACUGGAAUACAGUUGAUGGAUUUUAGCUCUCUCUGGGAGAAACAAGUGGUCCAGAAAGCCAAAGGAAUCAUGAACCAGCCUGGACACAUCCUUUUCUCAGACUUUUGUCUUAUGCCCUCUGGGCGCUACUAUGCCCCCCCCCCCCCCAAGUAGAACAAAUAGGUACUCCAACUCUUUUAUCCACUCAGCGAUCAGGCUGCUAAACGCUGAGAAGAAGCGGAUUGGUGGCCUGUGUUGGAUUUUGGGGUGCUGAAAUUGGGGUCUCAGGAUUUUAGUUCUUAUUUUACUCCUUUUAUCGCAUCAUUUUUUAAAUUUCAUUUUAGUCACUUCACUGUGAAUGUAUUGCACAUGUAUUUAUUAUCUAUUUAUUUAUUGAUUGCUGAUUUGUGGUGCUGACAGGGGAAUGUUUGGGCCAUAUGCUUCUGUGACUGUUUGGUAUUUGUCCGUUCCUUGAUCGUUUAACAACAAGGCGGGUUACUGUGAAGUGAAUUGCCCUUCGGGGAUUAAUAAAGUUGCCUGGAUCUAAAUCUGAAUUUACUGUUCUCUGCUGAAGUACGGGUAUUGAACAGGUGAAGUUCAGGUGAUUGAUAAAUGAUGCGCAGGCGAUAAACAGGUGAUGUAGAGAUGAUGGACAGGGGAACAGCAGUUGAUGUGCACAUCACCUGUACAUUAUCUGUGCAUCAUUUGUCCAUCCCCCGUUUAUCACCUGUACACAGGUUUAUGAACCCCGCAGGUUUUGGAGUGACAUACUCUGAUGAUGUGUUUAAGGACACUCUGACAUCUGAGCAUCUGCUGCUGAGUACAAAACAUGAACGUUAUCAUGUUCUGAAUCUCUUGAUCUUCCAAAUUUUUUUUCUAAAGUGAGAUACAAAUAGUUAACCCCGCCCACUUCCUGUUUGUUGUCUAGGUGACUGCUGGCUGCUCGCUGCCAUCGCCUCGCUCACUUUGAAUAAAGAAGUUCUGGCUCGGGUUGUUCCACAUGACCAGAGCUUCAGAGACGGAGAGUACGCCGGCAUCUUCCACUUUGAGGUACACUAAAACCAAGUACCAGUAACAGUACUAGUACCAUAAGUAGAUAAGUAGAACAAGAACCGAUGCCAGUAUCAGAACUGUUAUCUACGAAUGUACUGGGGCACACUGUACACAAAUAGCCUUUGAAUUACCUGGUUUACAAAUAUCUGUAAUGAGGUGAGUAAACAAGCAUUUAGUAAGGUAUCAAAACCAACUCAGUUUCCAGUACUAGUAACACAUAAAAAUCCUUCAGAUCUGUUUUCCGGGGGCAGCUGAUUUGAUCAACAGUGUCUUUUUUUCCUUGUGGCAGUAAAUAGUUUUAUAAAAAGGUUCACUCCACUGAGAGAUCACAGAGUAAAUAAUUCUAAAGGUUUUACUAAUGCAAUAGGUCAACAAGACACCAAGAGUGCAAAUCCUUCCAUAAAUACUAGUAAGACAAACAGCUGAUAGAUUGACAAGUUCAGUAUGUUCAUUAGGGAUCAAGUUUUUCAACAGACCCUGAAGUGGGACUGAUGAAACAGGAGUAAUAAGUUCCAAGUUUGCAGCUACAGUGGAUAUAAAAAGUCUACACACCCCUGUUCAACUGCCAGCUUUUUGUCAUGUAAAAAAAUUAAAUCGAGAUAAAUAAUUUCACAACUUCUUCCGCCUUUAAUGUGACCUAAAACCUGUACAACACAACUGAAAAACAAACUGAAACCUUUCAGGGAGGUGAAGUAAAAAUAAACAACUGUGAUCAUGUGGUUGCAUAAGUGUGCACACCCUUUAAUAACUGGGGAUGUGGCUGUGGUCAGAUUUAACCAAUAACAUUCAAACUCAAGUUAAAUUGGAGUCAGCACACACCUGUCACCAAUAAAAGUGCCUCUGAUCAACCCCAAAUAAAGUUCAGCUGUUCUAGUAGCUUUUCCUGACAUUUUUGUAGACACAUCUUCCAGCACAAGCCAUGGUCAGCAGAGAGCUUCCAAAGCAUCAGAGGGAUCUCAUUAUUCAAAAAUAUCAGUCAGGUGAGGGCCACAAAAGAAUUUCCAAGGAAUUAAAUAUACCAUGGAACACAGUAAAGACCGUCAUCAUCAAGUGGAGAAAAUAUGGCUCAACGGUGACAUUAUCAAGAACAGGACAUCCGUCCAAAAUUGAUGAUAAGACGAGAAGAAAACUGGUCAGGGAGGCUACCAAGAGGCCGACAGCAACACUGAACAAGCUGCAGGUAGUACUGGCUGUGUAGUACAUGUGACAACAAUCUCCCGCUGUCUUCAUAUGUCUGGGCCAUGGGGUAGGGUGGCAAGACAGAAGCCUUAUCUUACAAAGAAAAGCAUCAAAGCCUGGCUUAAUUUUGCAAAAAGACAUCUGAAAUCUCCCAAACGCAUGUGGGAAAAUGUGUAAUGCUCUGAUGAAACCAAAGUUGAAUUUUUUUGGAAUCAUUGCAAAAGGUAUAUUUGGCGCAAAAUCAACACUGCUCAUCACCAAAAGAACACCAUACCCACAGUGAAGCAUGGUGGUGGCAGCAUCAUGCUUUGGGGCUGUUUUUCUUUAGCUGAAACUGGUGCCUUAGUCAGGGUGGAGGGAAUUAUGAACAGUUCCAAAUACCAGUCAGUGUUGGUACAAAACCUUGGGCCUUCUGCUAGAAAGCUGAAGAUGAAGAGGAACUUCAUCUUUCUGCACAACAAUGACCCAAAACACACAUCUAAAUCAACAAAAGAAUGGCUUCACCGGAAUAAGAUUGAGACUCUGGAAUGGCCCAGCCAGAGUCCAGACCUGAAUCCCAUCGAACAUUUGUGGGGUGAUCUGAAGAGGGCUGUGCAUAGGAGAUGCCCUCGCAAUCUGUCGGAUUUGGAGUAGUUUUUCAAAGAAGAGUGGGCAAAUAUUUCCACAUCAAGAUGUGCCACGCUGAUAGACUCCUACCCAAAGAUACUGAGAGCUGUAAUAAAAGCCAAAGGUGCUGCAACAAAGUAUCACUUAAAGGGUGUGCAUAUUUAUGCAAACAGGUUAUUUUAACUUUUCUGUUUUUUAUUUUUCACCUUAAAGGUUUCAGUUUGUUUUUCAAUUGCAAUGUACAGGUUAUAGGUCACAUUAAAGGUGGAAAAAGUUGUGAAAAUAUUUAUCCUUCUGUCAUUUUCUUACAUCACUAAAACCUGGCAGUUGAACAGGGCUGUGUAGCCUUUUUAUAUCCACUGUAGUUACCUUUCUGUCUGUCUUUGUCUGUAGUUCUGGCAGUUCGGUGAGUGGGUGGACGUGGUGAUCGAUGACCGUCUGCCUGCUAAAGAUGGAGAGCUGCUGUUCGUACACUCGGCGGAGGGGAGGGAGUUCUGGAGCGCCCUGCUGGAGAAAGCCUAUGCCAAGUAGGUGCUGCCGACUGAGUCUGGACACCGGACUUCAACUACUCUGAGGACUCUGAUUAGACGUUGAUGUAAUUUUUAGAUAAUGUGGAUGUUAUCUAAUAAAAAUUGAAAUACAAAACAUCAUCAGACAGCUCUGUCAUGGUCCCAGUAUGACCUCCCAGAAUUACCAGUGACCCUGUCUCUGCAGCCUGAGAUCAGCUGUGUUAGGCUGACUAACAGGAGAGAUAAGUUCAGGUGUUUGUCCCAACAUGUUGUCCUGCAUUCUCCACAUUAUUUAUACGAGAAGCCCUGCCCACCUACCUGCACAUUCAAAUAACAUGCAGAGAUCUAAAGAUUUCUUGCACAGGUGAUCUUAGUCAAAUCUGGGGUUCUUCCUCAGCAGUUAUUAGGUGUGCUGUUUCCAUGACAACAGUGUUGAUUUACCAUGUGUCUGCAGGUUGAACGGGAGUUAUGAAGCUCUUUCUGGAGGAUCCACUACUGAGGGUUUUGAGGAUUUCACAGGAGGGAUUGCUGAAGCCCACGAUCUAAAGAAUCCAGAUCCUCACCUGUUCCACAUCAUCAAGAAAGCCCAAGGCAGAGGCUCCCUGAUGGGCUGCUCCAUAGAUGUAAGCUUUCUGAGACCACAAGGGGCAGAACAGACUGUUCUAGGCUCAGACUGACUAGAUCGUGGGAUGAAAUGGGGCCCCUUAAGUUCUUAGAAAGUUUUGGACGUAUUUAUAUGAAAUAUUCAUCUUUCUUUGUUGUUUUGACAGAUCACAAGCUCAGCAGACUCAGAGGCAGUGACCCAUCAGAAGUUGGUUAAGGGUCAUGCCUACUCUGUGACAGGAGCAGCUGAGGUGAGAGGACACACCCAGACAGACCUCUACCCCUCUUUAAAAAAAAUGAAAAAAUUUGAGCUGUACUGACCGAGCAGACCCCUUCCCCUUGUUUCCCCUCUGCGAGUGAACGUUGGAACAUGAAAGGGAUACAGGUCAUCCAAUCAGGUGAGACUCAUUGGUUUGCUUUGCUUGUGAUUGGCUUCAGGUGGAGUACCGGGGAGGCAUGGAGAAGCUGAUCCGGAUCAGGAACCCUUGGGGUCAGGUGGAGUGGACCGGAGCCUGGAGUGAUGAGUAGGUAACCCCAUCAGCUCAGGUGAACACAGGUAGAGAGAGAGAGAGAGAGGAGGCUGCAGGUGUUUUUGAAAAGGACUCAUGUGAGGGUUACACAGUCUAUACCAUGCUGCAAGCCUUAGGGACAAACUGGUGUCUCCUGUGGUAACAUAAGAGGCUGGGUUACCUGAGCAGGUGUUAUGUUCACACUGUCAGCUACUGUUAGGUGGUUUUGACACCUGGCCCCUCCCUGCUGUAGGCCUUAGAAGGGUGGAGUCAGAGAGGGUCGAUCCUCUAAAGCUCUGCAGGGACAAACUAUAAUUAACAGACAGAUGAAUGUCAGCACUGCUGCCCCCUGCUGGUAACUGAGUGCACUACAUAUUUACCUCUGUGUUUUUUUAGUCACUGAGAUACUCUGAAGCCCCGCCCAUUAGAUUUAGCCCAACAAAUACAAAUAUUGAAUUUCUAGUUCCUUCAUGCCUUUACUGAGCUGUGCUGAAAGUUUUCCCUCAGAUAUUUUUGUUGAGAGGAGAACAUUUUUUGCAGAUAAAGACUAAAAAAGGACCUGCAGGGAGCAUCAAAACUCUCAAAAUGUGCCUUGAACUCCUCUACCUGUUGACUAACCUGCAGCUGCUCACUCUCUUUGCAGUUCCAUGCAGUGGCGUUACGUCAGUGAUGAGGACCGAGAGCGUCUGAGUCACCGCUCAGAGGACGGAGAGUUCUGGUAAACUUCACUUCCUCUUCAUCCCCUCAUGUCUCCAUCAUCUGGUCUAGUGUGGUCAGUAAACCCUCUGCUCUGUCUUGCAGGAUGUCCUUCUCUGACUUCCUGCGUCAUUACUCGCGGCUGGAGAUCUGUAACCUGACACCCGACGCCCUGUCUGACGAGUCCAUCUCCAAGUGGGCUCUGUCCAAGUUUGACGGCACCUGGAGACGAGGAUCCACAGCAGGGGGCUGCAGGAACUACCCCAGUAAGUUCUCCAGACUGGUCAGGAAGAGAGCGGCAGGGGCGGGACCUCCUCUGAUUUAGAUUAAGUUUGUAACCUUGUGUUUUCUCUUGCCAGACACCUUCUGGACCAAUCCUCAGUUUAAGAUCAAGCUUGAGGAGGAGGACGAUGACCCAGAUGAUGGGGAGUCUGGCUGCAGCUUAGUGGUCGGUCUGAUCCAGAAGAACCGCAGACGCAUGAGGAAAAUGGGCGAGGACAUGCACACGGUGGGAUUCGCCAUCUAUGAGGUGAGGACAAGACGUGAGGAUUUUGUUUCCCCCCUCAGACAAAACCUCAGAGUCUGGACUGCUCUGGACUCUGAAACUCAGCAGCAGAAGGAUCAGAAACUGUUUUGAAAGCUCUGAUGGCGAACCCUGCUGGCUUUUGGGUAUUCUCAGAGCCUGACAGCGUCACAGAAAGAAUCCUGGCUUUACAGAGGGUUUUUAUCAGACAGUAACAGCUGAUUCGUCACUCUCUGCAGUCACAGCAGAGAAGAGUUUAACCCCUCAGAGCACAAGAAGAUGAAAAUAAGCCUGAAAUGAUCCUUUAAAUGUCCUCUCUAAAUUCUCUUUUUCUUAUUGUGUUUCAGGUUCCUGAUGAGGUACGAGGAGGACCAGGCUGACUCCAUACUGUGACGUUAAUCAUUUCAUUCAUUUUAUAUGUUUGAUUCAGUCAGACCUCACCUUUGCUGUCUCUACCUGUCCCUGUUAGUACUGCGGUCAGAGGAACGUCCACCUGAACAGGAACUUCUUUCUGCGUCAUGCCUCCAAAGCUCGCUCCGAGACCUUUAUUAACCUGAGAGAGGUCAGCAGCCGUUUCUGUCUGCCGCCUGGAGAGUACCUGAUCCUUCCUUCCACCUUUGAACCGAACAAGAACGGAGACUUCUGUGUGAGGGUCUUCUCAGAGAAACAAGCCGACUUCCAGUGAGUCUGGGGUUAAAACACCUCUUAGAUAAUAAGUGGAAGGGUUAGACUUGGUUAGGUAGUCAGUCAUUCCCUCUCAGGAGGUCUGACGGUCUGAUCCGAACCUUUAAACUGGACAUGUGCUUCCUGACACAUUUGGCAUUUUCUUACAGAGAGCUGGACGACCCCAUCGAGUCCAAAGUGGAGAAGGUAAGAGGACAACAUGAAGCUGAUGUUGCUGACAAACACCAAUUAUAAAUAUAACAUUUUUAUUGUUCAUCGUCAUGUCUGUGAGCUAACGUGGAGGGGUGACUUUGUGUUUCAGAUUGAGAUCGAGGAGGAUGAUGUGGACGAUCGCUUCAGAGGGCUGUUCUCUCAGCUGGCAGGAGGAGUGAGCGAUUUUUUACAGUCAUACACUACAUUUCAUUUCAUAUCUGUAUCAUACAUCUUAUAUCAUUCUCUUUAAUGCCCAGUAGGAGGUGACCUCAGCAGUCUGAUUGUGAAGCAGUAUGAGAAAAUGUUCCUCUUUCUCAGCUGAUGAGUUUAUGGUCUCAGUUUCUAGUUUACAGUCUUCUGCAAUACAGCAUGGUUUUCAUUUGGGAAAUGGUGCUUUAUUUACAGUCACACUGACCUGAAAGCAGGAGAGGAGUUAGACAGGGGAUACCUGAGACUGCUGAAUCAGUCACUGCUGAAUUUAAAAACUAUUAUCAAACCAAAAGACCAUUUUAGGAGUCUGCUGUUCUCAGUUAAUGGAGGUAAAAAGCCUGUUAUCAGCUCAUCAAAAAGUGUAAUCUGAUUUUCAGAUGGUCAAUUAUUUUGCUAAAAUGAGUCAUAUUUGGUUGUAUAACUAGCUACAUAUGUGGUAGCAUGGGGCAAAGAGAGAACACUCCCCUUCCAGUUCAAGCUCAUUGAAACCAAGUCAGGAAAAGCAGUAGCAGCAGAGCUCUCAGGACUCUUUAGGUAAAUUCCCUACCCUCGAUGUGCACAUGCAUAACACUAAAGCCUGAGGCAGGGAGAGCACACGUCCACUGGUCCAUGAGCAUUCUUAAAACCAAGGCAGGGAGAGCAACAGCAAAUAUCCCCCAACUCUCUUCAGAGACCUCUCUGCACAUGCACGUGCAGAUGUUGAAGGCCUAAGUCUGAGGCAAGGAGAGCACACCUUCCCCAUCUCUCAUUUGCAUUCAUGAAAAGCAAAGGCAGGGAGAGCAGCAACAAAGACCCCAGGGUACAGAACAGAGAAGCACCAGAGACAAUCCAUAUGACACUGGUAAAUUUAGACUUAGCAUCAAAAGGAGGAGCUGGGGAGGAGGGGUGUUGAAAAGUGGUUUGUAAAGGAAGCAGGAAGAAGAGGAAAGCUGAAGAUAUUUGAAGAGACCAAACAUUUUAAUAAUAGAUUUGAUUUGGAGAAGGUUAUCAGCUGAGCUGUCACCCCCUUCCUUGUCAUUAGUGAUAUAAACUUUGUCUUUGCAGGACAGUGAGAUCUCUGCCUUUGAGCUGAAAAGGAUCCUCAACAAAGUGGUGACCAAACGUAAGAGUCACAUAACACUAACUUCUGUUUGAGCUCAUUUUAUCACUCAGGAACAUCUGAGAGACUCAGCCUCUCUGACUGUUCUUUUCAUCUGACUGGCUCUAAACUGACUCUGUGUCUCUGUCAGGAUCUGACAUCAAGACCAGUGGCUUCAGCCUCACAACCUGUCGCAACAUGGUCAACCUGCUGGAUGUAUCCUUCCACCACAGAUAAUAACACCUUCGAGACAAGGGUGGUCAGCGCAGAGAGGUAGAUCAGUUUGUUUCUAUUGAUGUUUCAGAGACAAACUGAUAAAUAAAAACACCUCCAACAAUCAGAGACUAAGGGAUUUGUUAUUAGACAGACAACCAAAGCACUCAACAAACACCAACUCAGACUGUAUGAAGACACCACGCCACAGUAGAAGCUCAAAUUAACAACACAACAAAAACUGGGGUUCUUACAUGCCCAAGGCCAGGUGUGCCUUACUGCCAAUGAGGGCAUAGAAGAGAUGGAACCAGCAUGGCAGGGAAAACACCUCAGUUUUCAACUGUGUAACACUGGAGAGCUGAUCAGUGUCAGUAACAACAGGUACAGGGGUCUGUGGACUCUCAGUGUGUCUGACCAGUCUGUGUAAGGUUUUACAAUGUUAGCAUGUACGCAUGUUGUUGGAAAUCCAGUCCUGAACCCCACCACAGAAAGAUGGCAGCGGUAAACUGGGUCUGGUGGAGUUCAAGGUGCUGUGGACCAAGAUCGAUAAGUACCUGGUGAGUCCGAGAUCCAGAUCAAACCCUGAUUCUGAGUCCAGCACUGAUUGGUCCUUCAGGACCUCUAUAGACAUAAACUGAAGGAGAGAGCGGGGUCUGCAUGUUGAUGUUUUAUCUCUGUGAUACAGAAUAUUUACCGGGAGAAGGACGUGGAUAAUACAGGGACAAUGAGUUCCGUGGAGAUGAGGUGUGCUCUGGAAGAGGCUGGUAUGACAAAAAAAAACAACAUUAAAUUGAGUUUAUUAUCUAAGUUUGUGGGUUAUUUAAGUUUACAGUGUGGUUUCUAACAUGAGAUUGUCUGUGUGUGUGUGUUUUAGGGUUCAGUCUGAAUAAUGCUCUCCACCAGGUGCUGGUCGCACGGUACAGUGAACCUGAUCUCACCGUGGACUUUGAUAACUUUGUGGGCUGUUUGAUUCGUCUGGAGACCAUGUUCGGUGAGUCCACAUGGUCCUUACUCUGAGGAAGAGGAUGAUAAUGAUGAAGGUGUGGUAAUAUAACUGUUCUCUCUCCACAGACACGUUUAACACGAUGGAAAAGGAUCAGUCAGGAAGAGUUAAGCUCAACUUCUUAGAGGUAAAAACAUUAAGACACAAACAUAAAGAGUCUGAAUAAUCUGUCAGUUGUUUAAAUGUGUUCAGGGGGUCAGACUGUGAGAUAUAGGUGUGCUGGAGAAAUCUAGGAUGAGAGUGCAGCUUGCUCUGAGGACACCAAUAAUACCAACCACAGCAGUAAGAGUAUAUCACCUUAUAAGGACAGGAUAUCUUUGACAUUAACCAAUAAGAAGUGUCCUGCUCUCUUCUUUGUUUCUGGGUUUUAUUGUGCCCCUUUCUAAACCUUUUCAGUCAGAUUCAAGUCCAAAACACACAAAUAAAUCUAAUUUUGUGAUUUAGCUUUUAAAACAAAAAAACAGCUUUGGUGAUUGAAAUCUUUGAAGUGUGGCAACAGUGGAGGGGUGCUCUGGAAUGCCAGGUCUUGGUGUGCUUGAUUCUAGAACCUGACAUGAAGCUCUUUUCUCCUGCAGUGGCUGAACUUUUCUCUGCUCUGAGGAGGCAACACCACCAGAUCUUGGUCCUGGUCUAGAUUCUGGUCCUGGCUGUGGAGACUUGGACUUGUAGGGAUUUAUUUGUUGUGAUGGAUGGAGUUAAGUUUGUGUGUUUUUAUCAGUAAAGUGUCUGAAAUGGUUAAACGGGUUUUUGUUUAAAGUGCUAAAUAAAGUUCUCUUCUUCAAUAAAGAUAAUUAAUCGAUCAACAAUAAGUGUGAAGGUUCAUUGCUUCAUUUAUUUAAACAAAUAAUUACAUUUAUAAAAUCUCUGCAGUUUAAAUAAGAAACUUUCACCUUUGACUCUCCUCCAAUGAGAGGAGCUGUGGGCGGGGCUUACGUCCCCCUGAAAUAGGUGUUUUAUGUUUUUUACAUAGUUUAUAGCCAGAGUCUGCUUGCUCAGUAUUAACACCUCGAUGAAGCUCACAAACAGCCUCAUCACAAAGCCUCUGAUUGGCCGCCAACUGCAAAGUAGAGCCCCGCCCACUAAAAAUUGGUCACCCAAACUUCAGCGUCCAAAGUUCACAUGUCCCGCCCCCAAACUUUUGUCUGACAGUUCCUCAGGGUGCAGAUGCCUUGGCACCGAGCAAGGGCGCUGUGACGUCACAAUGAUGUCACUCAUGACAUUAUCAUUGAACUGCCUGGCGAGCAAAUUGCUCCGCCCACCUCAGAGCCUCAGUGAUGUCACUGCUGCUCCCAGUUCCCUUAGCGACUAGUGCAGAGCCUCCAGCACUCCCCCCUAGAUGAUGACACACCGCCACUGCCCAAUCGGAGGCCGGGAGAAAGGAGGAGUCCUGCAGAGAGAGAGCACAGCCAUCAGAACCGUCAAACAUGGCGCCCUCCUCUG